UACAGUGUUACUGCUUGUCAACAUAUCGAAACAGAGGAAAAAUGAUAGUGUUACUUGAAACAACACAGUCUAAUCGUUAAUGAGACAGUACACCUGAUAGACUGCAGGUCUAAUGUGGAGCAGCUGUGUUGAGGACCCCACCCUGUUGCCAUGGCAUCCCCCCCUUCCUUCUUCUUUGAUCUUGGUCGCUUACACCUGCUUUUCCUGACCAUACACUUCAUACACACCCCCUCCUCCUCUUCCCCUCAGCCCUCUCCGUCCACCUCCUCAGGCUCCUGCGGUCCCGGCCGCUCCUGGGCUGUCCAGCUAGGCACGAGCUCCAAGCCUGGCCACAGCUCACUGGAUGAGCUGGCACGCAGUGUGGCAGAGGAAGCUGGACUGGAGAGCCGUGGUCAGAUUGGGCACCUGGAGGGUCACUACCUGCUCUGCCAGGGACCAGAGGGGGCUGCGGGUUUGGAUCCGUGGGAGGUCAAAGAGGCGCUGGCUGCCAACCCUCAUGUAAUCUGGCACUCAGAGGAUCAGAUCCUGAGCAGGUCUAAGAGAGGCUUGGCUUUCAAUGACCCCAAAUACCCGAAUCAGUGGCACCUGCAUAAUGAUAUCCAUCAUGGGAUGGAUAUCAAUGUAACAGGGGUUUGGGAACGAAAUAUCACAGGAGUGGGUGUCACAGUGGUAGUGGUUGAUGACGGACUCCAGCAUACACUGGCAGAUAUUAAACCUAACUACAGUCCUGAGGGCAGUUACGAUCUGAACUCCAACGAUCCGGAUCCGAUGCCCCACCCAGACGCACACGGCGAUAAUCACCAUGGCACGCGAUGCGCAGGAGAAAUUGCUGCUGUGUCUAACAACAGCUUCUGCGCAGUGGGCGUGGCUUAUGGCAGCAGAGUGGCAGGCAUCAGAGUCCUGGAUGGACCUCUCACUGACAGCAUGGAGGCGAUAGCUUUCAAUAAACAUUACCAAAUUAAUGAUGUUUACAGCUGCAGCUGGGGUCCAGAUGACGAUGGACGAACCGUGGAUGGGCCGCAUCCAUUAGGCAAGGCAGCACUGCAGCAUGGAGUUAUAGCCGGCAGAAGAGGCUUUGGAAGCAUCUUCGUUGUUGCCAGUGGCAACGGUGGCCAGUAUAAUGACAACUGCAACUAUGAUGGCUACGCUAAUUCAAUCUACACUGUCACCAUAGGAGCAGUAGAUGAGAAUGGGAGAAAGCCUUUCUAUGCAGAAGAAUGUGCUUCUAUGCUGGCAGUAACCUUCAGCAGUGGGACAGGAGACCAGCGCAGCAUUGUGACAGCCGACUGGUCUCUCCAGCGCGGCACAGGCUGCACUGAAGGACACACGGGCACCUCGGCGGCCGCGCCCCUGGCCGCUGGCAUGGUGGCACUGAUGUUACAAGUGCGGCCCUGUCUCACCUGGCGUGACGUGCAGCACAUCAUCACCUACACAGCCACAAAGUAUGACGCAAAGGCUGAUUGGGAAGUUAAUGGAGCUGGUUUCAGUCACAGCCAUAAGCAUGGUUUUGGCCUCCUCAACGCCUGGAGAAUGGUCAAUGCCGCUAAGGUUUGGGAGACAGUGCCCUUCCUGGUGUCCUAUCAGAGCCCAGUGCUGAAAGUGGACCAGCAAAUCCCAGCCAAUCCCAAGAAUGUCAGCCUCACCUGGAAUGUCACAGCUGCAGAUUUGAGGCAGUCGGGUAUGCAGACCCUGGAGCACGUGUCUGUCACUGUAACCAUGACACACCCUCGCCGUGGCAACGUGGAGAUUGUCCUGGUCUGCCCCAGUGGAAUGACCUCACUGAUUGGGGCCAGACGGAUCCUGGACUUAGACUCCUCUGGGUUGAAUGACUGGACUUUCUCCACUGUUCGCUGCUGGGGGGAGAGAGCAGAGGGACAGUACACCCUGUGGAUAACAGACCACAGAGAAGGAUCUCUGUUUUUGGGGACUCUGAACCACUGGAAGCUCACUCUUUAUGGGUCAUCUUUCUCCUUCCAACAGGUGAAGGAGAGGCAGAGGAUCGUGGAGGAGGCUAUGGGCGGGCAGUUUCUGAAUAGUAAUUUCUCUCUGCCAUGCCCACCUGGUCUAGACAUUCCCCCUGAAGCUGUGAGCCCCUAUAGCUCCAACACCUUGAAGUCUCUCCUUCUGUUAGGCUGCUUCGCUCUCUUCGGGUCCCUGUACUACACCCUAGAGGUGGUGUUAGCACAUUUUGACUGGUGGGAGGUUUGGCGUGGAGUGCGAGGUGGAGGUCAAAGAACACAAGACGGAACCGCUGUCGUAGAGAACGGGCAGGACCUGGAAAUGAGCUCAGUGGACAUGGAGGACAAAGUGCCACUCAUAACAACCAACACAGCCACAUAGCAGUCAGGGACUUUUCUCUUCAGCCAUUCCAUUUGACGAAGCUGAGCCGCCUCCUCUUUCUCUCCUCUUCAGUCCCUCUCUCUUUCUCUGGAUUGUGCAUUGGAACAGCACUUGAGCCGGCGUUUGAGCAUGGAAUCGGCCAUGCGAGGGAGGGUUUUUUUGUUUUUUGUUUGUUUUUUUAACUGCGGCUGUGUGAAGUUUGGGUGGAUUUGUCGAGCCUGUGCUGUGCACUCUCACUUUGAGUACUCAGAACAAUCCCAGUGGGAGUUCAGCAGGGCUAUAUUCAGGAGACUGUUGACUUAAGCUCCUGUCAGGAUAUUCUCCAUCACUGUGGAGCGCAACACCUUAGACCAUGUAUUCUCAUCCUAGUGGUCAAACCUUGGAAAGGUUCAAAUACUGUAUCUGUGUGACUGGUUGUGGUUGAGUGUGGUUGGUUGUGGUUGAGUGAGUGUUGAUCGGGGUGUGUGUGUGUGCGUGCUCUGAAGAUCAGGAUUCUUUUUUGUUGUUUAAGAGCGCUAUAUUUUUAUUAAAUUAUCUGCUUUCUCAAGAUUUAUUGUUUUAUUCUUAUUUGAAUGUAAUUCAUUGACUGCAUCAAUUCAGGAUGUUUGCAGACUAUCGGUACCUCCAGCAUUAAAUGAACUUUUUGGCAUUUGAGGUUGAAAGUGUGAGAUUGUGAUAAACACACAUAAAAAAAAAUAAUAAUAAUGUGUGCCUGUUUUACAGCUAAAAUCAUACACAUUCAAUUCAUUAUUUCUAUGAAAGUAAAUGCAUUUUGAGAACUUGACUCUUUUUACAGAGAUAACAGUGUACUUGA
Molecule: messenger RNA, 3154 nt
Organism: Chanos chanos (milkfish)
Lineage: Eukaryota; Metazoa; Chordata; Actinopteri; Gonorynchiformes; Chanidae
Gene: pcsk7
Product: proprotein convertase subtilisin/kexin type 7
Exons: 16
Coding region: 151-2340 (729 amino acids)
Biological process (GO): protein processing
Cellular component (GO): trans-Golgi network; Golgi membrane
Molecular function (GO): serine-type endopeptidase activity
Source: RefSeq, a predicted model, not a curated record